Molecule: messenger RNA, 1041 nt
Organism: Ilex paraguariensis (yerba mate)
Lineage: Eukaryota; Viridiplantae; Streptophyta; Magnoliopsida; Aquifoliales; Aquifoliaceae
Source: the annotation of a GenBank genome assembly
CCUCAGUCUUCAUUGCUCUAAAGAGAUAGAAAGAGAGUUGAAAGUUCAGAGAAAAGCAUGGUGGAUGAAUUCAUGGUGUGUGUGGAUCGAAUAAUAGCAUCAUCAUGCUUUGAGCCGGUGAAUGAGAGAGAAAGGCUUUUAGGAAGUGGUGCUGGUGGUGGGGAAGUGGUAGUUACCACUGACAACUAUGAGAACAACAACAAUGGAGUAGUCACUCUAAACAAAGGCAACAACAACAACAAUGGUGGUGGUGGUGAUGGUGGAGAGGGUUGUUCAAAUGCUGUAAAAGAUUGUAGGAUAUGUCAAGAGGAAGAUGAAGAGCAUGAAAUGGAAGCUCCUUGUGGCUGUAAUGGAACCCUCAAGUUUGCUCAUAGGAAGUGCAUCCAGAGAUGGUGCAACAAAAAAGGCGACAUCACUUGUGAAAUCUGCAAUCAGGUUUUUUCACCGAACUAUACUCUCCCUCCAGCUAGAUGCAAUGCUGAUGUAAUGGCAAUUGAUAUGAGAUCCAAACUGCAGAAGUGCAGAGUGUUGUUGUUUAAAAGCCUCAUAUUGUGGGUGAGCGAAUUGCACGAGCUGGUUAGAUGCCUGGGCAGAGUGCAUGUAAACUGCCCUCCCCUCUCUACUUUUGAUGCAGCCUCUCUGAAGCCUCAAAUGAGCAGUACUCUAUUUGGCCUUGCUAUUAUCAUAGCAUUAUCUGCAAUACUGAACCUGGGCAUAGCUUGCUAUGGAACCCGGCAAGCAUGGGGCUCACACAUUGAUUUUCGAGAUCCUCAUUUUCUGGCUUUCACUGCAGCUGAGCGUCACUUUUUGCAAUCAGAAUACGAAGAAUACACGUUUGCAAAUAGUGGCAGCCUAGUGUGUUUCCGCUCCGUGGCUAUCAUUUUCAUACUAGUCUUGCUGAUACGUCAAGCUAUGAUGGUCACAAGAGACUUUGUGAUGGUGCAGGAGUCAACAUCAUUAUUUAAUCUGGCUGGUUUUCUUUUGCCAUGUUAUGUGAUGGCCCGCACAUGGUACAUCAUACAAUGCCGAAGGAGGAGACAG